Molecule: messenger RNA, 1680 nt
Organism: Symbiodinium pilosum
Lineage: Eukaryota; Dinophyceae; Suessiales; Symbiodiniaceae
Source: the annotation of a GenBank genome assembly
AUGCUCCGCCUCCUUGUCUUGCUGCUGCUGGCCCAUGCGGAUGGCAGCUUGUUCUUGCCACCGCUGGAGGGAAAGCAAGGCCCCGAGAUUGCCUUGAUCUCGGUGCAGGGUGCCAGCUCUCCGGUGGAGGGCUACAAACCUGCGGCAGAGGCGAUCCAGAAGGCCUCUCCCUUCAAGGUUUGGGUUGGUAUUCCGCAGUACCUCUUUGACCUUCCUGAGUUGCAGUUUGCGGCCAAGGUGGAUGACAUCCUGCAGCAGAUGGAGAAGGCAGGUAUGAAGGCUGACCACAAGGUGAUCAUGGGCCACAGCCUUGGGGCUGUCGGAUGCCAGGGCUAUAUCGCUGGGAAGGGGCAAGGCAAGAUGGACGCACUUGUGCUGACUGGCGCCGCUGUGCUUCGAAAGUACCGCAAUUCCACAAAGUUUCCGCCAACCCUGACACUUGACGGAGAUCUUGAUGGACUCUUGCGCAUUACGCGCCAGGCAGAAGCUUACUUCCACCAGGUGAUCAAGGUUGGAGGAGCUGACGCACCUGGAAUGGAUCGCCCUGUGGUCCUGCUGGAAGGUGUCGACCAUUGGAGCUUCAGCUCGGGCGACCGUCCAUCCAAUGUCAAGAAGAAUGACAUCCAAGCUGAGGUGACGGUGGAAGAGGGCCACGCGAUGAUUGGUGAAGUGAUAGCUGACUACAUGAGCUCUCUGUUCGGCUCCGAUGCCGAGAAGGCGGCAGCUGGGGCGAAGAUCGUGGAAGCCGUCAAGAAGACAGGAGAGCUCGUGGAACCCAUCCUGGCAGCAAUGCACUUGGAGGGCUACCACAACCUGAAUCCUCCAUGCAACAGCGACUAUCCCACCAACCCGACUUGCCAGUACGCCAAGUAUCCUGACAAGUCCCUGCUGCCACCGGCUGGCCCUCCCAAGCCCAUGCCUCCAGCUGACUGCACCUGUGGCAGUGACUGGGUGGCAAACACAGCUGCCAACAUGGUGGCUGGUUUCGAGAAGACCCCCGCAUCUCAGACGAAGCUCGUCACCAAGGAUGCGUUCCACGACGUCUCCGAUGUGAGGCCGUUCCACUUGCCCCACAUCUUUGAGCCCCAGCCGGGAACCGCUUGCUCAGACCCUGCGACGUGCGUCAUCAAUGCCACCACCGUGUCGAUGCCGAUCUAUGAUUGGAAGGACGACUUCGACGUAGGCCUUUGGCCCAUUACCGCCAGCGAGUUCCGCACCAAGUUCAAGUCCCGCGAGGCUCUGCAACAGGCUGCGGGACUUCAGGACGUCAACUACACAGCAACAGACGAGUUGAACACCGAAAUCUGCAAGUCCAUCAACCAGGCGGCCUACGACUGGGCCCUGAAGACCGCCUCCAGCAAGGCCCGCGACCGCUUCCUGAAGCACGGCCAGCCAUAUGUUUUUGUGGAGGACAAGAAGUCCGGCUUCGGCAUUACGGGUCCAACAUGGAUCCACGAUGCGCUGUCCUUCACUCCUAGCCAGGACAAGAAAACGGUCGCUGUGCAAUCCCACUACUUCCCCCUGAAGAACAAGAACUUGGGGGACGUGUCGUUCGUCCAGACUGUCGGCUAUCACUACUGCAAGCUCUUGUCGCCAGCGCGCGCCAUGGAAUGGAUCUACGUGGACGGCUUGAAGGAAUUCUACGGCACCCGGGAUGAUCAGAUUCAGAUCGUGGUGUAA